GACCCGACCGGAAAACAGCCGGGCAGAGUGGAGCGGAGGCAGGCGAAGGAAAGAUGGCAGCCGCGGCAGUGGCUGAGUUUCAGAGAGCACAGUCUCUUCUUGGAACAGACCGGAAUGCCUCUAUCGAUAUCUUACAUUCAAUAGUGAAGCGGGACAUCCAGGACAGCGAUGAGGAGGCGGUUCGUGUUAAAGAGCAGAGCAUCCUGGAGCUGGGAGGGCUGCUGGCAAAGACGGGACAGGCUGCAGAGCUCGGAGGCCUGCUGAAGUAUGUACGGCCCUUCCUCAACUCCAUCUCCAAGGCCAAGGCAGCCCGGCUGGUCCGCUCCCUGCUGGACCUGUUCCUGGACAUGGAAGCCGCCACAGGUCAGGAGGUAGAGCUCUGUCUGGAAUGCAUAGAGUGGGCCAAGGCUGAGAAGAGGACAUUCCUCAGACAAGCGCUGGAGGCUCGGCUCAUCUCCCUGUAUUUCGACACAAAGUGCUAUCAGGAGGCGCUACAACUUGGCUCCCAGUUGCUACAGGAGCUCAAGAAGAUGGACGACAAAGCCUUGCUGGUGGAGGUUCAGCUGCUGGAGAGUAAGACAUACCACGCACUCAGUAACCUGCCCAAGGCCCGCGCCGCCCUCACGUCUGCCAGGACAACCGCCAACGCCAUCUACUGCCCACCCAAACUACAAGCAGCUUUAGACAUGCAGUCAGGGAUCAUUCACGCAGCAGAGGAGAAAGAUUGGAAGACAGCUUACUCCUACUUCUACGAGGCCUUCGAGGGCUACGACUCCAUUGACAGCCCUCGAGCCAUCACAGCCCUCAAAUACAUGCUGCUGUGCAAAAUCAUGCUCAAUGCGCCUGAGGAUGUCCAGGCCCUCAUCAGUGGUAAACUAGCUCUGCGGUACGCUGGCAGACAGACAGACUCACUGAAAUGUGUGGCACAAGCCAGCAAGAACCGGUCGCUCGCAGACUUUGAAAAGGCACUAACAGAGUACAAAGCAGAGCUGAGGGAUGAUCCCAUAAUCAGCACCCAUCUGACCAAGCUGUACGACAACCUGCUGGAACAGAACCUCAUCAGGGUCAUCGAGCCUUUCUCCAGGGUCCAGAUAGCACACAUUUCCUCCCUCAUCAAACUACCUAAGGGGGACGUGGAGAGGAAAUUAUCACAGAUGAUUCUGGAUAAGAAGUUUCACGGUAUUUUGGACCAAGGUGAAGGCGUGCUGAUCGUCUUUGAUGAACCGGUGGUGGACAAGACAUACGAGGCGGCACUGGAGACCAUUCAGAACAUGAGCAAAGUGGUUGACUCGCUUUACAACAAAGCCAAGAAGCUUACAUAAGAAUGAAACGAUCGGUGACGUGGGCCAGUCAGACCGCCGUCGAUCGCUCACUCAAGGCCGGGAGGGAUGAGGGGAGGAGGACGAGGAGAUUAAAAACACUCAACAACCCAGCAAGCAAACAAACCAGCUGACCGACUGAAGACAACCCAACGGAACAACAAGCUGACAGGGUGGACUCCCUCCCUCAGCCCCUCUGCUCUCCCUCCCUGCCUCCCGCCACUGUCUCUACCUUCCAAUCUGAUUGGGGUUGAUCAGACACAAAGUGCUCCUCCCUGUGGACAAAUCCAGGCACUGCGCCCCUCCUCUCCUGUCCCACCACUGGUUUCUACAGUAUGUAAAAUUGGACAAGCCUCCCUCCUCCCUUUUUUUGUUUUUCCUGUUUCUCUCUGCGCUGGCCAUCAGGGAAUCUUGUAAAAUAACAAUAAAGAAUACAUAUACAGUACUUAUACAUACAUGUAUUAUACAAAAAAAACAAACAAAAAAAAAACACAAGUUGGGUCUGUUUUCAGAGUGUAACCGGGGGAUAAAGGCGGGUAGCUCGGUCUGCCCCUCGCCGGAUUCUACCUGUUCUGUUGCGUUUGCCAAGUGGCCCUAAAACUGAAUGUUUAAAUAUUUUCUGCGGUUGUGAAAAACAAAAAAAAAUAUCCACCCGAGGAGUGAUUUUUUGAAAGUGCAGGGCGUCAGAUCGACCCCCCCUCUCUUCUCUCCUCACAUCCCCUCCAUGACCCGUCUCACCCCGAGCGCUCUCACUCGCUCGCUCACAAUGCAUUGUGGGAUUCGUGGACCAUACAGGGAAUUCUGUCCACUCGGGACCAUUCCACAAGGAGAGGGGACCACCACACCGGGGUCUCCUACAACCCCCUCUUCCUUCCACCCCCCGUCUCUGCACUCCCACUUCCUGUUUGUAUAUAACAUUGCCAAGCGCCUGUGUUCAUCCGAGGCCUGAUGUAUUCACACUGUCCCCUUUUUUUAUAAUGCGUAAGAACAGAGCAAACCUGGCCUCUGAGAGCUCGGUCGGUCACACUAAGUGCUUUUAAAGGCUCCAGAUGUGACUGGGAUAGAGACAACUCUGUGUUCUGACCUGUGAUGAGUUGAUUGUGCAGAAAAAAAGGCAGGUUUUUGCUGAAGAAAUUAAAGCUGUACAUUUCUGGGAACUAAACUUUGCAAGGACUCGAGGGUUUACCAUAUAUGACGUUGGAGAAAGACAAAUGCUAAUAAAAAAAAAAGAUUAAACCUGCAAGUUGCGUGAUUUGAA
Acanthochromis polyacanthus (spiny chromis) is the source of this 2577-nucleotide messenger RNA. RefSeq names its product 26S proteasome non-ATPase regulatory subunit 11A. The record is from RefSeq and is a predicted model, not a curated record. Lineage: Eukaryota; Metazoa; Chordata; Actinopteri; Pomacentridae. The transcript has 13 exons. The coding region runs from base 54 to 1322 and encodes 422 amino acids. Gene Ontology annotation, cellular component: proteasome regulatory particle, lid subcomplex. Gene Ontology annotation, molecular function: structural molecule activity; protein binding. Gene Ontology annotation, biological process: ubiquitin-dependent protein catabolic process.